CUUGAGCUGCACCGAUGGAUUCGUUCCGGAGGGGGGCAGCAAUGCAUCGUAAUGGAGGCUGUGAAACCCCGGAAGAAGAAGCAGAAGAAGAAGAAGCUCAGUGUUAUUAGUAGAAAUGAGCUAUGAAGAGGAUUAUUGUGUCUAACUGGCGCAGUACUGCUUUAGUUUUAACCGGAUGUUUGAUCGUUUUCGUUGUUUGGAACUUCCGGGGUUAACACGUCACGCCGCCUUCUCGGUCUACCGUUAACGGUGCUCGUCUCGGUCCGUUUCGCAAGGAGGAUGUCGGACCAGACGCUGGAGUAUUUCCUCCGCCUGGGUCGGAUCAGGGGGAGGGACGCUGCCGAGGUCCGGUGGUCGCACGCGGUGAACAGCAGCAGCCGACUGGCCGAGGCUCUGACAGGUCCCAAUCAUAUGAUUGAGGCUGACGUAAUAAUCAGAGGUCGUGACCCCAGGGAGCCCAUCAUGGCACAUCCCCCUGACACAGACAGUGAUAUCACACUGAAAGAGUGGCUGGAAGGAGUGAAAGAUUACAACAAGGGGAUAAAACUAGAUUUCAAAAGCCUGGAGGCAGUGUCUCCCUCUGUCAUCUUGCUGGAAGAGGUGUAUCGGCUGAACCGUCCCGUGUGGAUCAAUGCAGAUAUCCUCUCUGGUCCUGGGGGACAGGCCAGACCUCUGGAGCCCCAGGCUUUCCUUUCUUCGGUGACAACUCUUCCUCCUCACACCGUGCUUUCGCUUGGCUGGACUACUGGAUGGACCGCUGGGACAGAAAACAAAGGUUACAGCUGGGACAUGGUGUGUGCGAUGGAGGACAUAUGUAAACCCCUUAAACAUCCAGUCACCUUCCCAGUGCGAGCAGCUCUCCUGGCCCAGUCGUUCUCCCAGCUCUCAUGGCUGCUCCAGCAGUCAGACAGGUACACCCUAACAGUGUGGACCGGCCAGAGUGACAAGUUCACACUACAGGACUUACUGCCCUACAAAGAAGAACUGGACAUCAGUAGGAUCUACUAUGACCUAGGAGGACUCUCGAACGACAGAGCUCAUUAGGACAUUGCAAGACAAUUACUGACGUUGAAUGGCUCUAGUUUCUUGUAUGCAUUCCUUCGUCGGUACGAGGACCCUAAUUACACAUUGUUAAACCACGCUGGAUUUCUUUUUACAAAAAGUGCGUAUUUAUCAACUAAAUUACAUAUUUUUGUGGCAGUUAAGCAGGUGAAUAGGGAAGACUAAUGGAGGAUUAGCAGCACCGAGAUACACAGAGCAACCUCACAGAAAUAUUGAGAGAUGAAGGGGACCUCAACAAUGGAUCUGAACACGCCCCGAUUUAGACAUACAGUUCUCCAUAUUGUUAUUGUCACAGCACAUAAUAUCUUUUUUUAAGGCCUUAAGAUGUUUUUUUUAUUUUUUUUUAUUUUUUAUUGUGUAACAAUUUUGUUCUAUAAGAAUGAACUGCAAUAUUACAGUUUUUCCUAUUAAUAUUGCAGUUAACUCACAAUCCAUGUCUAUGUCACAUAUAGGGUAACCUACAAAUAUCUAUAUAUAGUUUAUCUGUAACAAAGGCCCAUCACUUGUUUGCACUUUACAACAUCUCCACCAGAGAGCGCUCUGUUCAUUUGAAAGCCACCCAAGUGCAAUGAGCCUGUAUGAAUUUGGUCACAUCAGGAGUCUUCAAGUCAUUAAAACCGUAUUUGAUACAACACAUGUUUCCGUUCAAAAGUAGACUACAUGACCUUCAGAGAUGGGCUGAUGUUGCUGCUGGAUGGCGGGCAUUGGAAAGACAACUGGCGUGACAGGGCCUCUGUGGAAAAUGGGACUUUAUUGACUACACACAAAUUACAACAAUGUCAAUUAUGAGGCUGAUGGUGACGGUGGACGGUGCAGUCAGUUCCACGCUGCUGGUCUGACCUUGACAAUCAGAUCCCCCUGCAGGCAAAGAUCCAUAUCACAUUACUGCUGUGGAACCGGUUCAAAUCCAUCUUUUUAAUUUGACAGAAUUAACUCUUAACAGUCUACUGUUUCAGUCUUAAUUCAAAAAACAUUUAAUCUCAAUUAUAGAUUAAUUCAGAUCCAAUUAUUGAUCCCAAAUACUCGAUUUAAGGAGCCUACAAAUAUGUAAAAGUGUUCCAUUGAUCCCCCUUUGGGAUUAGUUUUUCAAAUGUUUAAAAGUCUGCAUACUUCCUAAAUCCUUGUACCAUUCUCAGAUAGUUUUUUCUCUGUUCCUUAUCUUUAGUGCAAUCAUUCCUGUAUAAUAAAACACGAGUCAAAACAGAA
Messenger RNA from Cyclopterus lumpus (lumpfish), 2268 nucleotides. It is a transcript of the gene fam151b, whose product is annotated as family with sequence similarity 151 member B. Bases 280 to 1044 code for a protein of 254 amino acids. The record is from RefSeq and is a predicted model, not a curated record. NCBI's taxonomy places the organism in Eukaryota, Metazoa, Chordata, Actinopteri, Perciformes, Cyclopteridae. The transcript has 5 exons.